AUGUCGGACACCGGUGUCUCCACUAGCAGUCACUCCUCGCAGUCUCUUCUGCUCUACAAGAUCACUACCUUCGCGUCGUACAUCAUUCUCGUGGUGACGGCUUUCUACUACACCUUCAACUCGCCGGAUGGCAAGGCGCACAACAACAACCAUCAUCAUCGCCACAGUCACCACCAUGAGAUUGAGCACCAGGGGAGGUUCUGGCAGCACAAUGGAGCUACGCCGUUUGCGCAGAGCAGUAUUAUCACGAGCAUCUACUGGAUCGUUCUCUUUGUUCUCCAGCUAGUCUACGCCUGGUCCCUCUGGAGCUCCAACGCCGUCUAUGUCACCGCCGCCGCCAACAUCGGCAAGCACUACAUUGCCUCCAAUCUGCUCCUCUUCGGUUUCAUUCAUCUGUGGGUGCGCUCGCACUACUGGCUCGCUGAGGUGCUCAUCAUCCUCAACUUCUUCAACCUGUCGUUUGCCUACUUCCGCCACAGCACCACGCCCCGCGCUAUCCACAUUGGCACUGUCAGCGGACCGCUGGCCUGGAACUUCGCCGCCCUGUACUGGGUCGGUGCCGCGGCCGUGGACACGGACCGUCUCGCUGCGAGAGUUGUAGCCAACGUCUUCAUCUGGGGAUGGGCCGGAUACGGCAUGUUCUUUUUGGCCGCGUACAAGGACUACACCAUGGGAUUUGCCCUGUCGGUGCUUGCUUUCUCGACGGGUGUCGGUCAGUUCCUCACAAAGACGCCUCUCCUCCAGCUUCAGUGGAUCUUCGCCUUCGCAAUUGGCGGUCUCCUCUUCGUCCUCUCCCUUGCUGUUGGUCUGCCUGGCUUGCUGGGUCGCGAUAUCUUCCCGCGUGGCCAGAUUGUCGAUGAGGACCGCGAGCGCGCGCCCUUGUUGGCUGAUGAUUAG
Molecule: messenger RNA, 897 nt
Organism: Dothidotthia symphoricarpi CBS 119687
Lineage: Eukaryota; Fungi; Ascomycota; Dothideomycetes; Pleosporales; Dothidotthiaceae
Product: DUF1774-domain-containing protein
Exons: 3
Coding region: 1-897 (298 amino acids)
Source: RefSeq, a predicted model, not a curated record